GUCACGAUCGAGCGGCAUGACGUCGAGCCGCAUCAAACGCUCCCAUUCAGGAUGGAGCUUUAUUACGCAGAAAUGCCUAAAUGAUCGGCCUGACAUUAAAAUGAACGAUCAUAAAUAAUAACGCGAGAGUUUGCAAGUUGCCCGCUGACUGUAGUCACAACUGUCAAAGGCAGCGGUGGAUACGCGCGUGACCCAGCACCCAUACUGUUACUGUACACGGCUGCGAGGAUAAUACUCGUAUCAAAAAAAAAAUCUUCGGCAUAAUCCCGAGGUAAGGACGGGAAUCGCGGGGCUGCGCCGAAACUGCGCGACGCUGCUGUGCCUUCCCAUCGCGUUCACUUCUUUCGCCCGCGUGGAUGUCGAAGAUUACUGCACUAAACAUAUCCCCGUGGCUCCUUUAGCAACAGCGCGAGGAUUUUUUUACUCCUCCUUCGUAUUAAAGUCGCCAUUUUGCUUCACUGCCUAUGAAAGCUUCUUGUAUUUUCAUAUUUUGUGCGGCGUGUCAGCGUAUUUGUGCGCGUGCUUUUCGAGUUGGAUUUUAACGAGGGGUUAAAGUGAGAGCUGGUGGAUUACAAAUUAAUGAAGAGGGGCAGCGAGUGGAGUCGGCAAACAAGGUGAAAGUGUUGUGCAUUCGCAUCAGCUUUCUCUUCCUCGGCUUUUUUCUCUUCCUCCUCCUUCAUCAUCAUCUUCCUCCGCCGACACGCGCAGCGGGCACCGUGAGUGCUGACCGUGACGCCCAUCAGUCCGCGCGAACGCCACCAACCACCCGCGCGUCAGGUGUGUUUGUCAUGUAAAGUCAAGGGGUGCGACGCGAGAGUAAAGGCUACAGCCUGACCCCACGUGGGUGACCCCUCUCACCCGCUCACCCGUCAGUGUUGGGUGGAUCGGGCAUUCCAGGCAUGGACACCUUCAGCGGUGCCCGGGUGGUGAAAGCGUCGUCGGGCAUGUCCAAGGGGCGUACUGCCAAACAAACCCACCCUCCUGAGAUGGCUCGAAUGGGAGGCACGGAAAACGACAAUCAUGGUUCCUCCUGUAAUGAGAAGUCAGAGGCCAAGAAGAAAGGGCGCCCCCGUGUGGAGACGCAGGAACUGCGCAAUAUACCUGCUCAUAUGAUGGUUCAGUGGAAAGAGGAGUUUAAAAGUCGUUCCAGGGUAAAAUGUCCGAGCACAGGGUGCUGGCUGGAGUUCCCCAGUAUUUAUGGACUUAAAUAUCAUUAUCAGAGAUGCCAAGGGGCAACCAUAGCAGAGAAGCUGAGUCACGGAUGCCCGUACUGUGAGGCUGUGUUUGCCACUAAAGUGCGUCUUCAAAAGCACAAACUGUGGAACCACCCAGAAAGGGUCACCAUGGAGACCAAACCCGAUCUAAAGUCUGAACCCAAACAGCAAAAAAGCCCUAUGAAGGGGAAUGCCAAAAAAAGGCCCACAGAGAACAGCCCUCCGUCGCCUGUAUUUUUCAAGGUGAAGAAGACCAAGGAGAUAUCUCAGCACUCACAGAAUGGGGAGUGCGCCCCCCAAAGGUCAGAGAGGAGACAGCAUCAGGGGACGUCUGUAGACACUGGGGGCAGUGACAGCGAGGAAGAUAGUCUACCUCCACCCUUUCCCGAAGAGGAUCCAGAAAGAAUGAAGCACAGGAGGAAGCAGAAAACCCCAAAAAAGUUCACCGGGGAGCAGCCAUCAAUUUCAGGAACGUUCGGCUUAAAAGGCAUGAAUAAAGUGGAGGAGAAGUUAAAAGCAGGCCGGAUGAAGAGGGCGGAGGGAGCUUUGUUCGCAGAAGAGUCCCAAAGGAAGCAGUCCGUUCCAGCAGCUACCAGAAAAGAAACUGCUGCUAUCAGCUCAGUGCCCCCUGCUGAAGCCCAAUGGCAGAACACCAUUUCUGAAAGAGGAGAGGUGGUUUGUCCAACCUGCUCUGUUGUCACCCGCAAGACCGUCCCGGGCCUUAAGAAGCACAUGGAGAUCUGUCAAAAGCUGCGUGAUGCUCUCAAAUGUCAGCAGUGCCAGAAACAGUUCAGAUCCAAGGCUGGACUCAAUUACCACUGCAUGACUGACCACAAUAAGCCCUCGGGAAGUGAAAAUGUGGCUGUGGAGGAGCAGGAUGAGAGAGAGGGAUUACGGCGCGUUCUCAAACAGAUGGGCCGAAUCAAGUGCUCCAAUGAGGGCUGUUCGGCUUAUUUCUCCAGUCUGAUGGGUUAUCAGUAUCAUCAGAAACGCUGCGGCAGGGAUUUGCCUGAAUCUGAGAGGCCCGUUUUCCUGUGCCAACACUGUGGUAAGGCCUAUCGCUCCAAAGCUGGUCGUGACUACCACCAGCGUUCUGAACACCCCGUAACCGGCCAACCCACAGAGACGCUCACUGCUGAUGAGUGGAAACAGGAUGAGGGCAAAGAGGAAGAGGAGUUGCAGGAGGAAGAUGAAUCGAGGGGAGAAAUCGUGAUGGAGCGAGGGGAGGAGCAAGUGGAGAAGAUGGAAAAGAGGAAAGAAGAGAAAAUUGAGAUGGAGGAGCUGCUGGAUUUAGACAGGACGCCCAGCGGCAGGGUGCGACGGCGCUCAGCUCAGGUGGCCGUGUUUCAUUUGCAAGAGAUCGCAGAGGAUGAGUUAGCCAAAGAUUGGGGAACCAAACGGCGCAUCAAGGACGACCUUGUACCGGAUAUUAAAAGGCUUAACUACACACGACCAGGCCUCCCCAGCUUCAACCCCCAAACAGUGGAGAGCUGGAAGAAUGAAGUGAAGGAUAAAGGGUUCAUCUGCUGUCCCAAUGAUAACUGCGAGGCUAUCUAUUCAAGUGUAUCUGGUCUUAAAGCGCACUUGGCAAACUGCAACAAGGGAGGGGGCGACGUUGGAAAGUACACGUGUUUGCUCUGUCAAAAGGAGUUUAGCUCAGAAAGCGGCGUCAAAUACCAUAUCAGCAAGACACAUUCUCAGAACUGGUUUCGGGCGUCCACGAACGAUAUGACUAACAACAAACGAAAAGAGCCAGAUAGCAAUGGCUUACAGGGAGAUGGAUUGCCUGGAAAGAAAAGGGGGCGAAAGCCCAAAGACCACCCACCAGAGAUGACCUCCAUCCCAGCAGAGACUCAGAGCUUCUCUCCAGCUUCACCUCCAAUUCCACCCCAGACCGUAACUACAUCCUUAGAAACCCCAGACCCUGCGCCAAUCACCAACACUCCGAUCGUAUCUCCCAUCCCAGCAGAAAGUGGGAGUCCCGUCCAACCCAGAGACGCACACCCCCCCAUAAAGAAACGGGGCAAACCUAAAAAAGUACAGACCGCUGAGUAAAACAGCGUUUACUACUUUAGCACCAGAUGGGAAGCUUUUGAACUACACCAGUUGAGGAAUGAAGGAGAACACAGAAACAACAAAGAAAUAAGAAACAGCAGAACGGGGGGUUAUGAUAAACAGCAGAAAAUGUUUUGAUUUCACACUGAUCUUUGUGUUUUUUUUAAGCGAGUAUAUACAUUUUGUGUGUGUGCUUAUGUAUACUGGUAUAUAUUACUCCUGUUGUUUUUCAUUCCAUUUUUAGAGUUAAUUUUAAUAAGCUGUUUGCUCAACAGGGGGAAGAGGACUUCCCGAUUGAUAUACAGCAUACAGUAUAUACAUCUAGGCCUUUAUGGAAGCUUUUUAGAAACACGUUACAAACAUUUCUACAGGAUUUUUGGAGGAGCUCUGUCAACAUAUCCGGUGUUAAUGAUGUGUUUAAUGCGAUUUCUUUUCAAGAAGUUCAAACUCAUACGAUUAGCAUGGUGAGCUAAUUUACUGCUAAUGUUUUAUCACACGUAUACUCUGCUGUGUAUAUAUAUCUAUAUCUAUAUAUGACUAUAUUCAAAGCAAUUCAUUUUCGUCCAUAGUUUUUAAACAAGGUGGGUCAAAACUAGUUUGGUCUACAGUGGUCACGGUUUGAUUUGCUUUUCCUCGGAUGUAUUUGGGUUUCUCUUGUAAGUGGCAGCUGAAUGAACGGUUGAAUUGGGGUUGACGGCUGUUGUAACAGUGUGCUACUGUGCAAUAGUGUUGCUUUAGUAGUUUUGUCCCGUUUCUUGCUCGAAAUCGUGAGAGGUCUGAGCACGUAGCCUUGCGUAACCUCUUUCUUGCAUAGCGUUUGCAGGGCUGUUUGCAGUAGUCGUAGUUUGCCACAGUUGGUUGGAGAUCAUUGUGAAAACCUUUAACUGCUUGGAAAUUUGGUAGUACUUUAUUUUGUCAGAUUUUUUUAUAAAGUACAAUGAAGGUGUUGCGGUCCCUGUUGAAAAGACUAGGCUAGACCAGCGUGAAUUUCCAUGUUAAUGCUGUUUGUUAGCGCUCGUUUGAUUCUAGUCAAACUGGUAGACACGCCAUGUUGCCUAGUCAACUAGCAUUUUUAUGAUAAAGCCGGUUGACCAGGGGAAGCUUGAUGUCAGUGACAAUGUCUGUCUUUUAAACAGGGGUGAAGGAAUACACAUUACAGAAGUUUUAAGAGAUUUAUUACAUAGCAACAAGAAACGUUUGUGGGGGCAGAUGCUGCCUUAUACAGUAACUGAAUUAUAAUGUGUUGGUAGGAAAUUAAACUCCUCCAAAGCACAGGAAUGCCCUCUGACAUCUGUGAUGUCAUCAUUGCCCACUUCAGCUAAAUUUAGUAUGCUCUGCAGAAAGACUUCAGCUAGCUUUGUUCAGUUAAAGGAAUAGUUUAACCUAAAAUGAAAAUAAUUUACAAUGAAAGUGAAUUGUGAUGAUGCUCUAAAGAUGACAAAAGAGCACAAUAAAAGUAAUUUCUAAAAGUUUUUAAAAUCCAAAAUUUAAAGGCGAAGUGUCUUAUUAUUUACUACUUUUUUGUCAUUUUGUAGUGCAACAGCACACGUCUCCAUUCACUUUCACUGGAUGUAAAAGAGCAGUGUAACACAAUAUAUUCUGUAUUUCUUAUUUUAUGAUCUUUAAAUUGUUAAUAGGUCUAGGCUGCUCAGUGGAAAACAAGCAAUGUGUGUCGAAUGCACUUGAGACCUCUGUGACUGUAUGCAAUUGUGAGAGAGUUUUGCCAGGAUGGAGGUCAUGUAUGUAAUGUAAAGCAUUUGAAGAGCACAAUCAGAUUGGUCACUGCAGGCUUUAAUUGAAGGUUUCCAUCAGAGCCGUGAUUGAGAAUCAGAGAGCGUCUGAUAAAGAGCGAAUGAAUGAACCUGCACAUACUGAUUCCCAACUUUCUGAUUAAGGCCUGUUUGAGUAAAAUGUAUCUUGCACUUUAACCUCUCCUUUCCCCCUCCCUCCUUAUCUUGCACUUUGCAGGCACUGUUAGGCUUCCAUUCUCCCGACCUUACACAAGUCUUGGCUCUGGGCUCUUAGAUCAGGUUCCACCACAUGAGAGUUCAUAAAAAUGAUCAUAACUCAGAAACGUUUGCUACUGUAUGUGAUCCAAACCCGGGUUGUACAAAUGGUGAUAUGUGCAAGGGAAGUUUGUCCUCUAUUGCUCAAUUAAGAAAGCAAACCUAUUUCAAACGUGACAUCAAAAUGAUGUUUAAGCCAUAAUGGUCACCUCAAAGGUGACUGAUGGAAGCAGUGUAUCUUUUUAUUAUUCCUCAGUUUGUAUAAAAUAUUAUAAAGAAAACACUAUAAUUUGCAACAGAAAUAAUUUAUCUAUUCCAAAACCCUAACAAUUCUGAGGUACUUGAAUCAUGAAAAUUGCCAUAAAAUUAUUAGAUGGAAAAAUAUAAAGCAUAAAUUAUUAAAGGUAUAUUUAUCUAAUGAGAAAGAAGAAUAAGCUCAAGGUUGCAUACAUGCAUUUAUUUUAUACCAAUAUUUGUAAAUGCGAUCUUAAUAACAUUUUUAUGUUGCUUAAAGGGAUAGUUCAACCAUAAAUGAAAAUGCACGAUGAUUUAGUCACCCUCAAGCCAUCCUCAAUGUAUUUGAUGAUCUUUUUUUCAGACAAACACAAUCAGAGUUAUAUUAGAAAAUGUCCUGGCUGUUCCAAGCUGUAUAAUAGUAGUAAAUGGUGCUUCUGAUUUGAAGUCCAAAAGCAUCCAUCCAUCUUACACAGAAGUAAUCCACAUGGCUCCAAGGGGUGAAUAAAAGGGGGCAGUUGAUGUGAUUUUGUAAAAAACAUUUAAAUUUUUUCAAAACUUUACAAACUAAAAAACUAGCUUCCGGUAACGACAGAUGCACGUUCACAAGAGCAUGUGUUUUCAGCAUAGGAAGUAGCGUAUGUACCUAGCCCCUAAGGUGACAUUGGAGUAAAAAAAAAUGUUAAGUUUAGUUUCAUGUUCUCACGUAAAAAUUUUGCCUGCUCACGUGAAACUUCAUGUGCAGAAUUUUUUUUAAGUUUAGUUUUGCGUGUGCACGUGAAACUUUCGCUUUCAAGAGCGCACGCAAAACUUUUGCUUUCAAGUUACACGUGCGCGCAAAAGAUUCACAUGCGCAUUCGAAACUAAACGCGAUAGUUUCAUGUGUGCACGCGAUGUCCCCUUUAGGGACUUCAUAUGUAUGAGAUGAGAGAGACGAGAUGCUACUUCUUACUUCAUAUGCUGAAAACGCAAUCUCUCGUGAACGUCCGUUAGCCGUUACACUGAAAAAAAAUUAUUCAUUAAAUUUAAUCAAUUUUUUAAGGUAAGUGGUUGCAAUCAAUUUAUUUAAGCUACUUUUAAACAAAAGUUUUAUAUUUUAUUUUACUCUUUACUCUCUAAUCUUUUUUGUUUAAAUGUAGCCAAUAGUUAUUUUAGUAGUUACAGUAUUUAGGCUUCAAAUCAGAAGCACCAUUUACUACCACUCUGAAAAAAAUAUUCAUUUAAUUUACUUUUUUUUUAAGGUAAGUGGUUGCAAACUAUUUAUUUAAGCUACAUUUAAACAAAGAAUUAGUAAAAUAAAAUAAAAUAAAAAACUUUUGUUUAAAUGUAGCUUAAAUAAGUUGAUUGCAACCACUUAUCUUAAAAAUUGAGGACAUUGAAUACAUUUUUUUUUCAGUGCAUAAAGCAGGGAACAGCCAGGACAUUUUCAAACAUAAUUCAGAUUGUGCUUGUCUGAAUAAAGAUAAUCAUUUACCCCGAGGAUGGCUUGAGGGUGAGUAUAAUUUUGGUUGAACUAUCCCUUCAAGGAAACUAGGUUUGGUAUGUUGUGGUUUUAGGCAAAAGGUGCUAGUAGCCAGUCUACCUUAAGGAAUGUUGUGCAUGAAAUACAUAGACAUGGAAUACUGUAGCAAAUCCCAUUUUACUUGUCAGAACUGAAGUGUCAUGCAUUAAAUGGCACAUUCUUCUAUGGCUUGAGUCUAAAGGAUGCCCGAUGAUGCACUAAAAGACUUGCAUUUACCUGAUCUUUUAGGAAUAUUGCCGUAGAGGAAAAGGCAGUAUGCGUCUAAUGGACAUUGCCAAGUUAAAACUGAGUUAGGGGCUCAUCCAACUGCAUCAUUUUUUUUGUGAUUCUUGUUUGCUAACAAAUGUCAGUCCUGGCCAGACACAUACUACACGCAAGUACGCAACCAGAGAUAAAUGCUCGGCUAAAGCAUUGCAUAUACCAUAUUUUCUGGACUAUAAGUCACUCAGGAGUAUAAGUCGCAUCAGUCAAAAAUGAAUUUUGAAGAGGAAA
Paramisgurnus dabryanus is the source of this 7523-nucleotide messenger RNA. RefSeq names its product zinc finger protein 512B (gene znf512b). Gene Ontology annotation, molecular function: zinc ion binding. The record is from RefSeq and is a predicted model, not a curated record. Lineage: Eukaryota; Metazoa; Chordata; Actinopteri; Cypriniformes; Cobitidae.